ACUCACCACAUACACCCACACACACACACAAGCGCAAAAGCGCAGUCUUUCCUUUGCAUCAACUUCUUGCCCCACACCCACCUCCGGCCUCAAGGGUGGUCUGUCGACUGUUGCCCUUUUGAAACCCCCGGCAAGCAGGUCCUGUUUGUUUUUGCCCCGAAAGGCGUCGUCCAACAGCGAAUCGAGCAGCUCGAGUCUGCUACUCUCGGUCUCGCACGCGCACGCGCAUAUGGCCUAGUCGCACAAGUGUUUUGGCGUGUCUUCAUCCUCCAUCCAUCCUCCCAUCCCAACCUGUUUUCAUUCCACCUUGCGCCCACUUGGUCGGGUUGAGCAUUGAGCAGCCACCGCCGCGCUCUCUCUCUCUCCACUCUCGCGUGCUCUCACGACGACGCACGCACCGACCUUCGUCACUCCUUUAACACACACUGAGGCCCUACUCCGCCACCCCCUCCCCCUUCCGCCCGCCCUGUCAACAACAUCACCUCUCCACCUUCACCUUUCACCCCAGCAAGCGCCGAGCCGCGCAUGCUUUGACACUCUACUCGUGCCAACUCCACUACUACACUUGACAACAACUCGCACCGGGGAGAAUCUUGACUCUGCCCUGCGCUGCGCAACAUGUCCGCUUUAGAAACGGACACGCGCAGGGCGCAAAAAGUGACAGCGGCAAAGAAGAAGUUGAAACAGUUCCGAGCCGCCCGAGCUGUUCACUCGCUCACUCCGUCAUGGGACGACCCAUUAGACGACUUGGGUCUGCCAACGCCCUUGAAUGCGAGCACGGUCGAGAACUCUGCGACGCUGCCCCGGAGAAUGCCCAGCUACACAAAGGCAGAUCUGGACGCGACUAUUCGUGGGGACAUGCCUUCCUUCAGGACACAACGGCAUUCGCGGAGUGACAGCAGGCAGGGAGAGCACCGUCGUCAGCUGUCGUCGUUCUCAUUCUCUCGUCAACAGAGCACCUCGUCUUCGCGACCGUCGAUAGCGGGCGUCUUUGAUGAUGCCGUCGACGGGUCAGGAGCACACACGACUUCACCCAGCAUUGACCUUGGAAACGAUGUCCCAGUCGCGCCUGUGCAAAACCCAAGUGCAACUCCCACUAUCCGCAGUGUGCAGCUGCUCGCAGAACACGAUGAGCAAGAAACAACAGCGGUCAAGGCUCGCAUGGGAGCUUUCACCUUCGGAUCAAAACCUGCAUCGGGGCAUCAAAGACUCCUCCCCUCGGUCGAGUUGCGCGACUCAUUUCCACCUCCUCGACCUUCCCGAACGUCCCCUCCGCUUCCAUUCAACUUCCCCGCAUCUCUGGGUGCCCCUUCGUCGACUUCACCCGCGCCUUCGGGUUCCAGAUCAAAUUCCCCACCUCAGUCAACGCAGCAACGGAGGCGGCAUUCGCACAACCGUUCCGAGUCCAUCUCGCUUCCCAAUCUCAAGCUGGGUCGCCCUUCGUCCCUGGGCGUCUCCUCCCCAGUCUUUCCCCCUUCACCUUCAACGCCCGAGCCGUCGUCGCGCUCGUCGCGUUUCCACGCUGCCCUUAACGGAAGCCGCCUCAAGUUCGAGCCUAGCGACAAGGAAAAGGAAGAGUCUCGACGCCGGGCGCUCGACAAGCUCACAGGUGGUGUGCGUGUCGAGGAACCUCGGUACAGCGCCAUCACAUUGCCCGACUUUGACGAUGACGACGACGACAUGUCGAUCACGUCCUCACGGCCGCCAUCGGGAACGGUCAACUCGACUGCCUCUUCGAGCAGGCCAUCUUCCAUCACCGUCCCUUCUACAAACGGGUCGUUCAACGGCUCGGCCACCUCGCCAUUACCCUGGUCGGGCUUUGAGGACACUGAUCGAUGGAGCUACCCGCAGCGAUUCGACGCCAAGGACGAGACGGCGUCGUUCACCUUUGACGUGUCUGGGCCGACAAAGACGUCGUCUGUGCUUCUCAACUCGCAUCUCGGCGUCUUGACCGAAGAGGACGAGACCGAGUCGGACACUGCCGAAGACACUGACAAUCGCCCAUCGACGACGUCUUCAUUUGCCGAUCCUCCUUCCCUCACGGAUGACGAAAGCGCCGUCACCUCUGGCCCCACGCCGUCAAAGCUGAGGGAGCUCCAUCUCGUGUCGUCCGUGUCAUCUGCCGGUUCGCGUCGGGGAUCAGUCCCCGACGUUCGCGAAGGAUUCGCGCGCGCCCUUGCCCAGUCUCGGGAAACGCCUACCAAGGGCUACGGCACCAUUGGCCGCGGACGGCCCAGGCCACUUGGGCUCGAGGGCGUCACGUCUCUGUCGCUUGGCUCGGCGGUCUCGGCCCCCAGUCCCGUCAAGGGAGCAAGAGCAAGAGGAGUUCCUGGCCCUGCCGGUCGCCGCGUCGGACAGCCAGGAUCCCGCUCGAGUUCCAUCUCGUACAAGAGAGAUGACAGUGGGAGCAACUCGUCGCGCGACUAUUCGCGAGGUCCGACAUCUCCUCCACCAAUGUCCGAUGUCAGCUCGCCGACGUACACGCAUUCACCGCUUGGUGACUGGCAAUCGCGGUCGAUUGGUCGGCCUUGUCCUCGCCCACACAGCCUUGUCCAAGGUCUGGGCGGAACAUCAGGCCGUGUGCUCGGUGAAGUUGAGGAGGAGGACGCCCCCGAAUCCCCGACCAUCGAUUUUCGCCCUCCGUACGACGCUCGUGAUGACGGCGUGUCCAACGGACGAGCGAGCACCGAAGCGUCACGCGACAGUGUCGACGACACGUCCGUGUGGCAGUCGAACCGCCACGACAGCUGGCCAGCAAGUCAGCGUGACAGCUGGACGGGUGCGAGCAGACGAGACAGCCGCGACCGCUUGGAUGCCGAGAUGGAGCGUGAGGCUCUCCGCGACGACGUCGAGAUGUGGCGUCGGCGGUGUCGCACACUCGAGGACAAGCUGGAAUCGGAACGCCGCGACUCGACGGUACUACGCGAGCGGGUUCGAAAGCUUGGCGACCGUCUGCUCUCUGUCUCGAACACUGCCCCCAGCAACCCUACCGCCGAUGAUCGCCAUCUCAUAGCCGAGAUGAGGGACCAGAUCUUCAGCCUCACGUCUGCCCUGGAGCGUGAACGCAAGGACAAGCUCGAAGCUCAGGCCCGGAUUGCUGAGCUGCAGAUGAGCGUCGAUGCUUUCAAGACUCCCCAGGUGUCGACCAACUCGUUACCGGCGACGCCCAAGUCGCGACCACACCGACCUGCUUCACUCUCGUUACGGACGCCUCCUCAUGCAGCUACGCCUCCAGGUGCCAAGUAUGCCGAUGCGGACGAGGACGAGCCCGAGGCCGCGGAGCCAUCUGCCGAGGACGCGAGCUAUGACCGCAUGAAGGGCUGGGGCUUCCCCCGUGGACGCAUCGACCGGUCUGAACGCGACGCCAAGGCCGAGUCGUUCUUUGGCCUCUCGCGGCCUCGCGCUGUUCGCGCUGGCGGGAGCGGGUCUGGCCUUGGCCUUGCGUGGCCCAACACGCCGGUUGAUGGCGAGUUUGACCUGCCCCCGUUUGUCGUGAACGCGGACAACAGCUCAUUUGUGGUCCCCGUUUCUCCGACUGAGCUGUCGUCUGAGCCAACAGUCCGCAUCGAGCCUACUACUGUUCGGCUUGUUUCGACGCCCCGUCGCGCCGUCGAGGCGGCACCAUCCCGCCCUCCUCCCCCGAGCGCCAGCGCCUUGUCCUUCCUAUCCGACUAUCUGCCUCUGCCGCGGGCGACGCCGACGAGCGCCAACAUCCCUAGCGGCCCGAUCCCACGCAUCUCGAUUACGCCGUCCUCCGUGUCGCCCAAGCGCCGGCUUGCGCACCUGCCGGCGUACGAGUACUCUGCCGAAAUGGCGAGUGCUGCGCGUACUUCGUGCGACAUUGACUUUGCACCUCACGGGUGCAAGCGGUGCACGGGUGAGAUUAUUAUCCUUUAGCAUAUGUCCGACGACCUAGAUGGUGUCUGGCGCAAGCGGACAAUCUUUUGGUUUUAUUGUCAAUCAAUUGUAUUAGCACAUAUACCCAGUGUACAGAUGCCACAUUAGGCGAAG
Messenger RNA from Vanrija pseudolonga, 4011 nucleotides. RefSeq lists its product as uncharacterized. Bases 619 to 3897 code for a protein of 1092 amino acids. Lineage: Eukaryota; Fungi; Basidiomycota; Tremellomycetes; Trichosporonales; Trichosporonaceae. The transcript is spliced from 3 exons. The record is from RefSeq and is a predicted model, not a curated record.